This is a messenger RNA of Paramecium pentaurelia, 2392 nucleotides long. The record is from the annotation of a GenBank genome assembly. Lineage: Eukaryota; Ciliophora; Oligohymenophorea; Peniculida; Parameciidae.
AUGGAAGUCAAGAAAAAACCAGCAAUAGAAUUACCAACUGUUGAAACAUUGAGUGUGUUAGAUUAGAAUGAACCUUAGAAUGGUAUUGAAGUAAUUUGUAGAAUUCGUCCUAAAUUUGUAGGUGAAAAUUAUGGUAAUAAUUGUGAGUUCAUUCUAGUAAAUUAUAUGAUUACAGAUAAAAAACUUGAUAUAUACGAAAUCAAUAACGAAAAUGAAAUAUCCAAUUAAAAAACAUUUGCUUUCUCUUAAAUAUAUGAUUAGAAUUCUACAUAAAGAAAUUUGCAUUAAGAAUAUGUUAUUCCAUUGAUUAAGGAUAUAUUUGAAAAAUGUAUAAAUAAUACAAAUACUUAAUAGAAAAAGGAGGACUAGUUUUUACUUAUGGUGUUACAAAUUCAGGAAAAACAUACACUAUAAUUGGUACUUAAGAAGCACCUGGAAUUUUACCGCUCACAUUAUCAACUUUAGAUAAAAUUAAAACAGCAUUUCUUUUAAAUAAAACCACUAUUGAAAUUGAUGGGUAGGUCAUCAAAAUUAGAGAAUCUCCUUAUGAUGACUAUGUUUUAAAAGAAGUCAAUUAUACAUUUUAAUCAUUAGAAAUUUAUAAUGAAGAAAUAUAUGAUUUAUUAGCUAAUAAUAAAACUAAAUUGUAAUUAAAAGAAAUCUAUGAUAAAAAAUGUUAUGUAAAAGAUGCUGUAGAAAAGGAAAUAAAUAAUACUUAAUAAUUUAAAGAUUUACUUCAUAAAGCCUUAUAAAAUAGAUAAAUGGGUGAAACUACAUUAAAUAAUUAAUCAAGUCGAUCACACACUAUCUUUAAAAUACAAAUAUCAUUUCUAUAUUAAUAAGAACAAUUUACAAUUUAAAAGAAAUAAACUAUUUGUAUUGUAGAUCUGGCUGGGUCAGAAAGAGCAAAAAGAGCUGAAACACAAGGUUCAUAACUUACAGAAGCAUGCAAUAUAAAUAAAUCUUUAUUAGUUCUUGGAAAAUGUCUAAAAUAAAUGAGAUGUCAAAAUGAAUCUGAUUAAAAUUGUCGUAUACCAUUUAGAGAAUGCAAAUUAACUCGUUUGUUGUGUGAAUACUUUACAGAAGAAAACAGAAUUUUGAUGAUUGUUAAUGUUAGAUUGACAGGUGAUGAUAUAGAAGAAACACUUAAAGUAUUACAUUAUGGAGCUUUAAGUGUUAAUGUUAAUUUACUUAAAUCGAAAAUAUAUGAUUCAACUAUCUCUUACAAUUAAAGACUUUAAAUUAAUUAAUCAUAAUAAAUAUUAAAUGAUUCAAAAUCUAAAAAAAUACCCAAAAAAAAUGCAAAAGAAAUAAUUAGAAGAGCAAAGAUGUUGGUUUAAAAUACAACCUAACAUAUGUUAUUUUAAUAAACUAUUCAAGAUUCUUUUGUCAAAGAUUUAAUAUCAACUGUUAAAUAAUAGCAAGCAAGAUUAAAAUAAUUUAGUGGAUUAGAUGAUGAAUUAUUUUAUCCUCCAAUUUUAGAGAGUGAUUAAAGAUUAUAAAAAUCAUUAGAUAAAAUAUAGUCUGAUAGAUCACGUUAAGCAUCUCUAGAUAUUUUAGAUAAUAAAGGAUUAUUUUAACCACCUCCUGUUAGUAAUUUUUUAUAAGAUAUACCAUAAAGAAAAUCAUAUAAAUUUGAAGAAUAAAUAAACUAAAAUAAAGAUGUUAUUAUUGAUGAAAGGCUAUAAAUAGAUUAAUUGAAAUUAUCAGAAAUAUAAGAAGAAAAAUAAGAUAUUCAUUCUAUUAUUGAAUAACAUUUUAAUUCUUAUGAAGAACAAGAGGAAUUAAUUAAUGAUUUAAAAUAACUUGAUUUAGAAUAAAUUGAUGAAUAAACUGAUGAUAGUAAAUAAUAGUCUAAAUGUCACAUUAUUAAAUAGAAUAAUAAUAAUCAAGAAAAUGAUAUUAAUAUUUCUAACCAAUGUUAAUAUAAAGAAGAUUUAUUAUAGUAUUCAAAUUAAAAGUAUGAUAAAAAUCAUUUCGAUUAAGCAACCAAUACUACUCCUUAUGAUGAAAUGAAAAAGAAACUUUUUGGUUAACUUUUUGAAUAAGAAUUAUAAAAACAGUAUAUAUCAAUUUUAUUUUAUAUAGUUAAGAUGAAAAGGAUAAAUUUAAAUAAGAAGUCAUGAAAAAUUUAUUUAAUGAUGAUGAUUUAUAAAAUUUAAUUGAAAAAGAAAAUCAAUAAGAAUUAAUUAAUUUAGAAGAUUCUGCUAAAAAAUAAUAAUAGAGAAAUAUUGAAAAAUUAAUAUCAAGCAAUCAUAAAAGUGAUUUAAAAAUUAUAACUGAAUCUGAUUAAGAACAUGAUUCUUCUGGAGACAAAAAACAUCACUAAACUAAAAAUCAUCCAAAAAAGAAAAAAUAAACAAAGAAAAAAGGAAAAUCAAAAAAAAGAUGA